This is a messenger RNA of Saccostrea cuccullata (small rock oyster), 1068 nucleotides long. RefSeq lists its product as uncharacterized. Bases 1 to 1068 code for a protein of 355 amino acids. Lineage: Eukaryota; Metazoa; Mollusca; Bivalvia; Ostreida; Ostreidae. The record is from RefSeq and is a predicted model, not a curated record. The transcript has 3 exons.
AUGGAUUCCAUUAGAACUUCAGAAAUUAUAACAGCCAUUCAGGAUAUAUCCGAGUCAGUGUUCGUGGGACUGUGUUGUAAAGUGGGGACCUCACAACUGGUGGCCAUGAGGAGAGACGUGGUGGACAUCAGUGAGAUGAUGGAAAAUCAAAUAAUAAGUGGAGAGUGCAGUAUGUUAAGUGGAAGUCGAAGAGAAGGAUUUAGACUGAAAGAAUCAGAUAUGGACAUUAUGAUAUGGCCAAAUAAUCACCGUGUGAUCUGGGAAUUAUCACAGUCUCAGUACUACAACACAAACAGACAGACACUGAUCCUCUGUGACUGUUCUGAUAGUCCACCAGGAUUUACUUUGUUAUAUUUACUGUCACCAAGAACGAACAUAUACAUCCAUAGAGCGUGUGUUAGAAUGAAUAACAGACAUUAUGUAUCUAGUUCUAAAUACAGACAAAUCAUGUGUUCUGCAUUUCCAAUUAACGCAUCCCAACAUGGACCCUGUGCCAGUGGAAUGUUUGGAACAACAAAGUAUGAUUAUGCCAACUGUUUUGUCAGUGACUUUUGGCCUCCAUCUGCCUCCUCAUGGAUAGACAGAUGUCACUCAUGGCCCCAGCCUCAUAUUGUUGAUGAUAUAAUAAAAAAUGGAUGUCACUUUAAGAUCAAGGACAAGUUGACACAGCCAUAUGUGAUAUGUAGAAAUCUAGAUGUAGAGAUGUAUACCGAGGCUGUAGUGGGACAGUCCUGGUCUACUAAGAUAAGACAGGCUGUAGCAUGGGAUAUCAACCUUUUUAAUAAAAUCCAUUACAUCAGCGAGUUGAUACCAGAACAAUGGUCUAGUCUACAGAUGAAAUUGCAGUUUUUAGCUAUCCCACCCUUUAUCUUGUUAUACAUGCUAGAGAUCUUGUGUUACAGAUCUGUAGACACAAUGAGAAUACAAACAGCUCUAGAUGAUCUACAGACCCUAGUGCACUAUGAUCACAGUCAUAUUUUAGAUACACGUCUCAGAGACACAUCAUGGCAGAUUCUGGGGAUCUGUCAACAGGUGACAGGGAACCUCCAGGCUGCUCUAUACUCAUAA